Messenger RNA from Blepharisma stoltei, 324 nucleotides. The record is from the annotation of a GenBank genome assembly. Lineage: Eukaryota; Ciliophora; Heterotrichea; Heterotrichida; Blepharismidae.
AUGAGAUGAAGAAAUAUGACUCUCAAUUAUUAUCAUAACACAUUAGGUUUUCUUCUUGUAUUUAGCAUAAUUGAUAGAAAUUCGUUUGAGAAUGUAAAGCUAUUUAUGGGAUAUAUCAAAAAUUCUGGCUUAAGAAGAAGUUGAACAAUGCUGAUUGGAAAUAAAUGUGAUCUAAAAGACCAAAGAGAAGUUUCGUAUGAAGAAGCUAAAAAAAUAGCUGAUGAAUGAGAUAUUUUAUAUAUAGAAGUGUCUGCUAAAACAGGCCAUAAUAUAGGGCGUCCUGCUAAGUUAUUAUGUGAAAUUAUUGAGAAGCUUGACAAUUAA